Messenger RNA from Knipowitschia caucasica, 1557 nucleotides. The record is from the annotation of a GenBank genome assembly. NCBI's taxonomy places the organism in Eukaryota, Metazoa, Chordata, Actinopteri, Gobiiformes, Gobiidae.
AUGCAUGGUGACAGGUGGAUCCCAAUCCGAGUGCUUAACACCUCCAGUAAAACUAUCACUCUGAGGCGCAAUACAAAGAUGGCAGAAGUGUCUGCUUGCAUUGCUGUUGAGGACUUGGAUGAGGACACAGAGGCCGUUGAGACCGUGGGAGUGAAUAACCAAGCCGUGUCUUGUGAGCACUUUGGCCUCCAAGAAACCUUGACUAUGCUUGGGCUUGAAAAUCUUGAUAUUGACUCUUGUGAGGUGUCACCCUAUUGGAAAGGUCAACUCAUGGAGCUUGUUCGGAAGUAUGAGGAUGUCUUUUCUAAGAGCAAACUGGACUGUGGAUCAGCUAAAGACAUUGUCCACAGAAUCCAUCUGUCCGAUACUCGGCCAUUCAGGCUCCCGUACCGCAGAGUCCCACCUGGGCAGUACCACAAACUCAGAGAGGUCCUUUCCGAGAUGGAGGAGCUAGAGAUAAUUCGCAAAUCGAAAAGUGAGUGGGCAUCUCCGCUGGUUCUUGUGUGGAAAAAGAGUGGAGACUUGAGAAUCUGUGUGGAUUAUCGCUGGCUCAAUGCGCGUACGGUCAAAGACGCUCAUCCGUUGCCACACCAAGCAGACUGUCUGGCAGCCCUUGGAGGAAGUGCUAUCUUCAGUGCGAUGGAUCUUACUUCUGGCUUCUAUAACAUCGCCAUGGCCGAAGAAGAUAAGAAGCUCACUGCUUUUACCACUCCCAUGGGCCUAUAUGAGUUUAAUAGGCUCCCACAAGGCCUAUGUAACAGUCCUGCCAGUUUCAUGCGGCUCAUGAUGAGUAUCUUUGGGGACCAGAACUUCAUGACCCUCCUUUGCUAUCUUGAUGAUGUCCUUGUUUAUGCACCUGAUGAGGCAGAAGCGCUAAGAAGGCUGGAAAUGGUCUUUAGCCGGCUGAGAGUUCAUGGAUUGAAGCUUGCUCCCAAAAAAUGCCAACUUCUUAGGAGAAGCGUUAAGUUCCUUGGGCACGUUGUGGACAGACAUGGUGUCGCUACCGACCCCGAAAAGGUCAAGGCCAUCAGUUCUAUGGCUGAGACAGAUCUCAUGAUGGAGGAUGGAAUAACACCCUCACAGAAGAAAAUAAAAUCAUUCUUGGGCAUGGCAAUGUACUAUCAGCAGUUCAUUCAAGAUUGUUCCAGGUUAGCUAAGCCCCUUUUCGCCCUGACUGCUGCCCCCAAAGGGAGGAAAGGGAACGCACAUGGUGCUGCUGCGUUCAAGAAGUUGCACCCCAGUGAUUGGAAGCAGGAACAUAAAGACGCAUUUGAACAGUUGAAAGUUGCCCUCUUGGAGUCCGUGGUCUUGGCGCACCCAGAUUUCAACCGCCCAUUCAUUUUGUCUACAGACGCCUCAAUUGAUGGGCUGGGCGCUGUGUUGUCCCAAGUUCAGGACGGAGAGACAAAAGCGCGGCCUGUGGCAUUUGCCAGCAAAUCUCUUACUCGUGCACAGAGCAAAUACCCUGCCCACCGCUUAGAGUUUUUGGCGUUGAAGUGGAGCUCCAAGAUGCGCAGCUCAAUGACACCACUAUCGCACAAGUUGUCCCGUUUGUAA